UAGCUCGUGUACUGUCAAUCGAAUUAAUUCGUACACAGUAUCGCAGGUGCGUGUACCACAGUCAAACGUAACGAUUUUCGUGCAAUACACAUAAUAAUAUACACGCGCAAUGGGAGAUACUUCGAAGUCAGCUCGAGCCGAGGGCGACGAGGAGGAGAUGACGACCGACGAUCUCGCCAGGAGUCUCAAUGCCUCGAGCUUCGACGAGAUCGAGGAGGUGAGAAACAUCUACUCGUCCGAGGAUCGUCGCGAUCUGCUGAAUUCGACGCUGCCCUUGGGAUUGGCCUCGCUCAGAUCUCUGACACGAGGCAAAAACAACGCCGCAGCUCAUCCGGACACCGACCACCCGUUCAACGCAUCGGUCCACGAUGUCGGACUGCUCUACCAGACCCCGGAAAAAAGAGAAAAGACCGUGUGGCUGUCUAGCGGCGACGAGGCCUCGCCGGACGUCUUUUUCCUGGGACAUCAUGAUCAAGUGCCGGAUGUCGACGACGAAGCCGAGAACACCGAAGACACCAGCGUCUACGAGGAGACGGAUCUCAGCAAAUUCGUCAUGGGCUACUGGCGCAAUCCCGAGGAGGAGCUGCUCGACCUGCCGGAUCACGAGGAGUUGGACGACCUCAACGACGCCGACGAGUUCGAUCCUCCGGACGAGUCGAUCACGCAGGAUACAUUUCUGUCUGCCUGUGACUCGCCCAUUAAAAUUCACCUGCCCGGCAGCAGAAGCAGCGAAAACCACCUCAGUACCACCGAGAGGGUCAUCAAAGAUGUACCCGAGCCAGCGAAAAACCUACUGACUGAGGAGGAGAUCUUCGACUGCGUGACCGGUUUGCCCCACCACGAGCUGCUGAGAGAUCACAUGCUGCGCGAGGGCAGAUUGGAGGAGUCGGCGGUGAUACGCAUCGUCAAGGAGGGCGCUUUGCUCUUCGCCCGGGAGGCCAACGUCAUCAAAGUUCCCGCUCCGGUCACGGUUUGCGGCGACAUUCACGGUCAGUAUUACGAUCUGAUGAAGAUCUUCGAGAUCGGCGGCUCACCGGCCGACACGACCUACUUGUUCCUCGGCGACUACGUGGAUCGCGGCUGCUUCAGCAUCGAGUGCGUCCUGUACCUCUGGUCGCUGAAGAUCUGCUACCCCCAGACGUUCUUUCUGCUGCGCGGCAAUCACGAGUGCCGCCAUCUCACCGAGUACUUCACGUUCAAACGCGAGUGCGAGGUCAAGUACUCGCUGCUCGUCUACGAGGCCUGCAUGCUGGCCUUCGACACUCUGCCGCUGGCCGCUCUGAUGAACAACCAGUUUCUCUGCGUGCACGGCGGCCUGUCGCCGGAGCUCCUCGACGUCGAGGACAUCGACAAGAUUCAGCGCUUCCAGGAGCCGGCCUCGCACGGGGCUUUGUGCGAUCUGCUCUGGGCCGACCCGGAGGACCACUACGACAAGCAGCGUCAGCCGGAGUUCUACAGCCACAAUUCGGUGCGGGGCUGCUCGUUCUACUACAGCUACGAGGCGGUCUGCGACUUUCUCGAGCGCAACGGUCUGUUGGGCGUGAUAAGGGCUCACGAGGCGCAGGACGCCGGCUACAGGCUCUACAGACUGACCGACAAGAACUUCCCGUCGCUCAUGACGGUGUUCAGUGCACCGAAUUAUCUCGAUGUUUACGGCAAUAAGGCUGCCAUAUUGAUAUAUUCGAACAACCAGAUGAACAUAAAACAGUUCAACGCGCAGCCUCACCCCUACUGGCUUCCCAAUUUCAACAACGUCUUCGAUUGGUCCAUACCGUUCGUCGGUGAGAAGGUGACGGAGCUACUUCUUGGCGUACUGAACAUCUGCUCCGACGAGGAGAUCAAUCAGAGCCAGGAAGAUGAUUCGCGUCUGGGCGCGGUGGCUGCCAGUCGCAAGGACAUAAUCAAGAAUAAGGUCAAAGCCGUUGGAAAGAUGUCGCGCAACUACACCUUACUCAGGGAGGAGAGCGAGACGAUUAUGCAGUUGAAGGGCUUGUCACCGAAUGGCUUGCUGCCACCUGGAACACUGGCCGGGGGCAGGGAAGGCUUGAAGCAAACUUUGAGAAAACACCUGACAUUCUCCGAGGUCAAAGAGCUGGACGCGUCGAACGAGUGCAUGCCACCCUGGACUGACGAGGAGGAAAGGGAAAUCAGCUGCUCGCGACACCUCAUGUCAAGAAAAAACAAUGAGGUCGUUCCAAGAAGAAGAUCGCCGCGUCUUCGAGAAAAACUACAAAGAAGAUGGGAGGCGAUUGUCAAGCCGUGCUCGGUGGUUUUACAAAGAUUGUCUGAACAACCUCGAGUGUCUGACGAAAAAUCCAAUAAAAAUGCCUAAUUUUUU
Trichogramma pretiosum is the source of this 2338-nucleotide messenger RNA. Its product is annotated as serine/threonine-protein phosphatase 2B catalytic subunit alpha isoform-like. Gene Ontology annotation, molecular function: calmodulin binding; calmodulin-dependent protein phosphatase activity. Gene Ontology annotation, cellular component: calcineurin complex; cytoplasm. NCBI's taxonomy places the organism in Eukaryota, Metazoa, Arthropoda, Insecta, Hymenoptera, Trichogrammatidae. Gene Ontology annotation, biological process: calcineurin-mediated signaling. The transcript is spliced from 9 exons. The coding region runs from base 110 to 2332 and encodes 740 amino acids. The record is from RefSeq and is a predicted model, not a curated record.